This is a messenger RNA of Phalaenopsis equestris, 570 nucleotides long. RefSeq lists its product as uncharacterized. Lineage: Eukaryota; Viridiplantae; Streptophyta; Magnoliopsida; Asparagales; Orchidaceae. The record is from RefSeq and is a predicted model, not a curated record.
AGAUAAUUGCAUGUGAGUUCAGCAAAACAUGAGUUUGGGAUGCAUUGCGUGCCACAGCAUAGACAGCCCUACACAUUCCUUCCAAAGCUACUCAGCCUCAAGCUCAGACAAUGAAGGCCGAUGCACCGCAAUGUUGAGCUGCCUGACUCGGACGGCGGCCAAUCUCCUAGGGAACGCAAAGAUUGCCCCGCUCUCGAGCAUCUCAAAUGCCCAAGGCAUGGCAGGAGCCCCACGCCUUGUGCGGAGCUGCGCUGUAACAAGAGAUCAUGUGAGGGAUUGGAGUUUCGACGAACUUCUUCUGGAGAGCUGAUUUGAUUUGUGUUGAACCAUAAGGAUUCUGCUUUGCUUCAAUACAACAUUAGAUUCCUAGUACCUCAGUCGUUUGUAUAUGACUAUUUCUACUCUAUGCUGACUAUAUUUAAGAAGGCCAUAGCGGUUAAAAGUAGUUUGAUUAGAAACUCUUUGGAAAACACCAAACAAUCUGAUGAUUUCCAAGCAUUGUAAUGUGAUGAUGUAUGGCACGUACUUCUUAUUGGUGCAUGUUGUUAUUGUCAUCUGCUACAUGUCACU